CUUUCUCUGCCAUACCACCUUAUCAAUUCGUCUUCUGGAAAAGUACUCGCUCUGAUCCUCCCUCGUGUACGCGCAAUCGCCUGAGUGCGAGCAGUUCUGUGGCUUCUGCUCUUCUCGUGCUCAAGCCUCCCGCGAUCAUGCUUGAUUCAGAUCUGAUUUCAUCAUUUCAGCCAUAGGUCCUGGAUUUGCUACUGUGUGCAUACGUUGGCUAAGUAUUGAGCUGGGCGCGUGCCUCCUGCCAGUAUUAAGUAGAGCCAAAACAGUAACUUGUUGGGUAUUGGAUCAAUCAGCAGCUUCUUUGUUGCUUGGAUUUCUUUCUUAUUUUGAAUGGCGAGUCUGGAGCAUUCAGAUGGGAAUUCCGAAGGUAUUGGCUCUUCUGCACCAAAUUCAUAUGGAGCCGUAGUUCUUGGAGGCACCUUUGACAGAUUACACGAUGGCCACUGCAUUUUCCUCAAGAAAUCAGCGGAGCUGGCUAGGGAUUGGAUUGUGGUGGGAGUUUGUGAUGGUCCUUUGUUGACUAACAAAAAGUUUCCAGAUCUAAUAGAACCGAUCGAGAAACGGAUGCAUGCUGUUGAAAAUUACAUCAAGUCUGUCAAGCCAGAGCUGGUAGUACAAGUUGAACCUCUUACAGAUCCUUAUGGUCCUUCGAUCAGAUAUGAAAAUUUGGAGGCUAUUGUUGUUAGCAAAGAGACGUUGCCUGGUGGAAUUUCGGUUAACAAGAAGAGAGCUGAAAGAGGCUUCUCAGAACUAAAGAUAGAAGUUGUCGAUCUACUUCCUGAAAAGUCGAGUGGAAAUAAGCUGAGUUCAACCACAUUAAGGAGUCUCGAGGCUGCGAAAGCCCGGAAAAUUGAUCUGCAUUGCGGUGGGUCUCGCGAGGUGGUUUCAAAGAUGAAUGAUCUUAUGACAAAAUCGUUUUUAAGUUAUGUGGAAUUGAAGAAACAAGCCCAGAUGGACAUAGAGGCCGAUGAGGCUGAUGUAGAGAAGGGCCAAUUCGCCAAACCCGCAGAUGAAGAGAACCUCUCUCAGUUCUUUCAAGAGGUUGAAGCAAUUAAGACUGAAAUGGAGGAGAUCACCAAUCUCCUCUCUGAUCUCCAGAACCUAAAUGAAGAGACGAAGUCCACACACAGUGUUAAAAUUCUUCGUGGCCUGAGGGAUCGCAUCGAUGCCGACACCGUUGCAGUCCUUCGCAAGACACAAGUCGUGAAGGUGAGGCUCGAAUCUCUCAAUCGAUCCAAUCAAAACAAUCGAAGAACACCUGCAUACCAAGAGGGAAGUUUGGUUGAUCGCACGAGAACAUCGGUAACCAAUGGGUUGAGAACUAAGCUUAGGGAGAUGAUGACUGAUUUCCAAUCACUGAGACAAAAGAUUUUGUUGGAUCAUGGAGAAGAUCUCAAGAGGAGCUACUACAAUGCAAUGGGGAAGGAACCGAGUGAGGAAUGGAUCGAAAAGAUGGUUUCGGGUGGUGGGAAAGUUGAAUUGUUUAGAGGGAAAACCGAGGUGAUAAGCUUGGAGAGCAAUGAAAGGCAUGAAGCAGUGAUGAACAUUAGGAGGAGCUUGGACAAGCUUCAUCAGGUUUUUCUUGAUAUGACUGUUUUGGUGGAAGCACAGGGGGAGAAGAUGGAUGAUAUUGAACAGAAUGUGGCUGUUGGGGGGAGCUUCAUCAGUGGUGGAACCAACAGUCUUUUCUAUGCUAAUCAGAGGAAGACGAAGGGGAGGAAAUGGGUAUGCUGGGUUUGGGCUGUGGGGUUUAUUAUACUGUUGGUGUGCUGCAUUUCAUUGUUGACUUCAUGA
Messenger RNA from Malania oleifera, 1791 nucleotides. RefSeq names its product syntaxin-112-like. Gene Ontology annotation, cellular component: membrane. The transcript has 9 exons. The record is from RefSeq and is a predicted model, not a curated record. Gene Ontology annotation, molecular function: dephospho-CoA kinase activity; pantetheine-phosphate adenylyltransferase activity. Bases 328 to 1791 code for a protein of 487 amino acids. NCBI's taxonomy places the organism in Eukaryota, Viridiplantae, Streptophyta, Magnoliopsida, Santalales, Ximeniaceae. Gene Ontology annotation, biological process: coenzyme A biosynthetic process; vesicle-mediated transport.